AAUAAAUGUAUUCAGACACAAACACAAUGCUCUUCUAUUUACGGCCGGGGUCGACUUUCAUUGAUGGAACUUGGGUAGGUUUUUAUGCUGGAUCCAUCUUGGUUAGAUUCAAAUGAACACUAGAUUGAAAUGGAGUUUGAGAGGUUUUCACAUAUUCUUGUCAAAACAGAGCCAAUGACUGAGUCAAGCACAAUUCAAAAUGCACGUCUAUCCGGCGCAACUUCUCAGAUGUCUUAUAGAACCUCUACAAGGUCUAGUGAUGAACACGGAUUUCUAGAUUUGACUUCUACUGAGACGCUUCUUCCCAGCGAACGCACUCAGAAGUAUUUUACUAACGACGUAAGCUCUCAAAAGGUCAACGAAUCCAAGUCGUGGAUUGAAAGAGAGAUUCGGUCACGGGAACAACGCAUUGAUACUACUACAGUGCAUACAAACACGAGUAAUGCUGAAAGCAGCUAUAUUUCUUUUCCUGCUUAUAGACCAGAGUUGCUAGGCUCAAGAACAGAGCGUUUGUCGUCAGAUAGUGAAUAUUCAGAUAAUGAUAACGAUAUAUGCAAGAGCAAUUUGACGCAAGUGGCCAAUACAGAAAGUCCUCGUGAUAUUUCUAGUCCUAUAGGACUACCAGUGAGUACAGURCAUCAUCGAGAAAAUUUCUCAGAACAACGRUAUCUUAUCCCAAGUAUUCCCACCAAUACACAGAACGGAAUUAAUGUUGUGUUUCAAAAACAUGACAAGGAAACUUAUCCGAAAAUAUCUAAAGCACAAAGUGUUAUAACAAGGCCUGACUUAAGUCUAGCAGAUCGUCCUGAGCAUGAGRACWUGUACAGAAAGGCCCGCAGUCCCGAUGCUAUAUCUUCGUCUGUUUCAAUGGUUUAUCCAGGCUCCCUUUUCUCGAAACAAAGUCUUAUUAGUAUAGGAAGAGAAGAGACAUUUUUGCGUCGCUCCCCUGAGAUUUACGGCAAAGGGGGGAGCGCGUCAGUUGACUCAGAGGACGUGGUUCUUACAUGCAGUUGGAUAAUAACCAACCAACACAUGAGCGAGUUGUGUGGACGAAUAUUCUACCGUGUUGAAGACCUAGUCUCACAUAUCACUGAUAUACAUUUAGUUAAUGGAUCCAUUACUGGCUUUGUAUGCAGUUGGAAAGAUUGUCCAAGGAAUGGACUUCCCUUCAAAGCAAAGUACAAGUUGAUCAACCACAUAAGAGUUCAUACUGGAGAAAAGCCUUUUACGUGCUCCGUUCAGGGAUGCGGGAAAAGCUUCGCCCGCGCGGAAAACUUGAAGAUUCACAUACGAACUCACACAGGCGAGCGGCCUUUUGCGUGUGAAUUUAAAGGAUGUGAAAAAAGGUUCGCGAACUCAAGCGAUAGACGAAAACACAUCCAUGUACACACGCUUGAAAAGCCGUACUCUUGUAGAUUUGCAGGUUGCGAAAAAAGCUACACUCAUCCUAGCUCUCUUCGUAAACACAUGAAAAUACAUGGUGUUAAGCCUUGUAGCAGUACUAGAACGUUCCACGAUGAGAGACGAAUCGAUAUUUAGUGAAGAAAAGAUAAUAUUUGACGUCCAUGUGUAGACUUGUCCCGCAAGGAUGAGUCGUCUUGCUGGUCCUUUGUACGUUGAACCUGACUAAAUGUCUUUGACGAAGGAAGAGAUUUCUUUGAAUGUUUCGAGUUUUUAACUACUUAAUAAUGACAUUUAGGUGCUCAUUUUGAAGCUAAUUCUACAAAAGAUUAGUUUUUACUUUCAAUAACAUUUCGAUGUAAUGUUUCAUCCGCARACAUCAAUAUGUUUGCAGUAAUGAAAACACGAAUCAAAUAGCAGACAAAAAAUACUUCCCUGUUCGAUUGAGAAAUUCUUAGUUUAUGUUCAAGAAAUUUAAUUUAGAUAGUUCAAUGAGAGAAAUUGGAAAAUGUAGAACUUAUUUCGGCUUAUUCGUUUUUAGUGAGAGAUCGAUGUGAUUUCAAAUUAGGGCGUCAAGAAGGGCGCGAAUCGGUUUUGGGUGGGACACAUAAAUCAGUAAAACACAUUGAACAAAGCAAGCUAAAGAGCUUUUUGACCUCUUUAUUAAAAUAGCAAUUCCCUUCGAGAUAUUUUAUUCAAAUAGACUUCUUUAAAUUGCAGUUAGUGAUUUUCAAAUGAAAGAAUUUUAGAAGUUGACCAAGUCUAGAGAGAGGUUGACUUGAGACGGUGAAGAAUGCCCGCGUCUAAGAUAUAAAACCAGAUUAAAAUAAACUAAGUUUAUUUAUUAAAAUUGUAAAUAGAAAAAUUGAAAGCUUUAAAGUUAUGAACACUUAAAAUGUGAAUAAAUUUGAUAAAGUCAGUUUAUAAAGUAACAAUAUCGAGGUUUGAAAAUGCACGUUGUUGAAUGGGGGCUGUAGCGUUGCACUGAUUUCUCAGUUGUAGCGCAUGGAGGUAGAGCUCAUCAGAAAUAGCAAGACUUUUAAAGGAUCUUUGUUGAAUUUUGGCCCAACUUCUACUUUCGUAAGAAAUUAUCUUUCAGGUUUGUUAGGCUAAGGUGAAAACUCGAAGAAAAAAAGGCUGUUUUUGAAGUAAACGGUCUUUAAUGCUCAGUAACUUUUUCCACACGAUCAUUCGAUUUCUUUUGAACUGCAAUGUGUUAACUCGUAACUCUAACUUAAAAAUAUCGAGUUGAGAUGAAAGAUAAUAAACUUCAGUUUUAUGAUAAAAGUUUUUGAUCUCUACGAAUGUAAUGUAUGUAUAUUUUUAUUUGAAAAACUGAAGAAAGCAAGUCAUUCGUGAAAGGAAUUGCAAAAUUAAUGAACUGCUUUCAAAGCAUAAUGGUUCUUAUACUCCUAAUAAGACAUUUUUCGCCUUAACGAAACCCUUUUACUUGAAAAUCUCUUUUCAUAUUUAAAUCUAUAUUUUAUUAAAUAAUAUAGCAAAAGGUUACAAAACACUUCAAAAUUCUGUAAAAAACUCAGUUAUUUUUAAGSUAUAUCGAUCUAGACGGUUUAUACCAAGUUAACAUUAUAACUCGAAGAGUUUUUGCUAUGUUUCUCUACUUAAAACAAAAACAAAUUCUCACAGCAAUUGCUAAUGUAAUUCAACUCUUCGCUUUUCCGUGAAACUUGAUGACAUGCUGUCUGAAUUUAAGCCUUGAAAGUUUCGGUCAAAAUGUUUUCUAAAUCAAGCAUUUGUGACGUACUUCCACGUAAAAAACGUUUCUCUUAAUAACUGAAUUUGAUCUUUCAGUGGCUCUAAAUCGUUUUUCGACUGUUUUCUUAAGUAUUCUGUCGUUUUUUUCGCGUUGUGGCAGYGAAUAUGAAUAUAUUAUCUCUCUGGGAGGCUGAUAAGUUCGACCGCCUCAGAGCUUGAACUAACAUUCGGUAUUAUUAACGAAGGCGGGAGGUCGAAGCUCGUCCAAUCAACAAACGAGUUUUACCUACACAUAGAAGAGUCAUUUAUCAUCAAAGCUUACAUUUGGCAAAAGCACAACUCUUUCGAUUGACAGUCCAAAGAUAGGUACAAAGAACCCCAGGGGACCACACAGGGGGUUGUUUGUCAUGAGCUUCUUAAGGAUUAAAGUUAUUUUUCUGAUCGAAGGAUAGAAAUUUUUUUUGUUUUCAUUGCAGGAGAACAUAUGGAUUUAAAACGACCGGUUGUUAUGCAAAGGUGUACGUUAAUGUAAUGUGUCCGUUUUACUGGGGGUCUAUGGUCAGUUGUAUUAUGAUUUGUGUUUAGUUUUAUCGCUGUUAUUUGUGUUUUUUGUUAUUUAUAAGAUCAUCAUUAUUAUGAUUUAUAACUGAUUAUCCGAUAWAUCGAUUGAAUUAGCUGUGAGCAGCCCAAUGAAUCUGUUUUCAUAAAUAUAGUUAGAUCCGAGAUAAUGAAAGUUUAGAUUUCUUUUGCAUUUUUUCAGAUAGAUAGAUAGAUAUUAAAAGAUGCACGACAGCCAAACGGCUGAUAGACUACUUCCAUAAGAAGUGCCUAUACCAUUUUGUACAACUGAAAAUAUUAUGGAAACAUUCAGCACUAGUGUCAUAUAGAAGAACUAUUAGAAAUAGGUAUUUGUGGAAAGGUUUCAUGAAGCUAUGGACAAAAUAGAAGCAAUGUUAUAGUGUAGAAAUAAAGAUACAAAGAAUUGU
Exaiptasia diaphana is the source of this 4103-nucleotide messenger RNA. Its product is annotated as zinc finger protein GLI4. Gene Ontology annotation, molecular function: RNA polymerase II cis-regulatory region sequence-specific DNA binding; DNA-binding transcription factor activity, RNA polymerase II-specific. Gene Ontology annotation, biological process: regulation of transcription by RNA polymerase II; central nervous system development. The transcript has a single exon. Gene Ontology annotation, cellular component: nucleus. NCBI's taxonomy places the organism in Eukaryota, Metazoa, Cnidaria, Anthozoa, Actiniaria, Aiptasiidae. Bases 130 to 1539 code for a protein of 469 amino acids. The record is from RefSeq and is a predicted model, not a curated record.